AUGGCGCCCGCUAUCACUGCCAGAUAUGACUGGAUUCUUGCAAUCACCACGAUUGCAUUUGUUUUCUCCGCCUUUGGAAACGGCGCCAACGAUGUCGCGAACUCAUAUGCUACUUCGGUGGCUGCGCAGACGUUGACCAUGCCGCAAGUUGGUGUGCUGUCUAUGAUCACAGAGUUCGUUGGGGCUGUCGCGCUGGGGGCGAGAGUCACGGCUACCAUCAAGAACGGGAUUAUCAACAUCGAUCGCUUCGCUGAAGCGAACAACCCGGGUACGCUGAUGCUGGCUAUGGGCUGCGCAGAGGUUGGAAGUGCAGCUUGGUUAAUGUUCGCUACUGCACAUGGUAUGCCGGUGUCCACGACACAGACUAUUGUAGGUGCUCUGGUUGGUGUUGGUUUCGCCACGCAAGCCGGCGUUACCUGGGGAUGGGAGUCAGGUUCUGUUUCCCAGGUUGCUGCGAGUUGGGCCAUCGCUCCCCUGAUUGCAUGCGCGUUCAGUGCUAUUAUCUUCGGCAGCGUCAAGUACGCAGUCUUGGAGCGCGAAGACUCGUUCAAAUGGGGCAUGAGACUCAUCCCGUGGUAUUUUGCUGUCACCGCCGCCAUCCUCGCGCUCUUCAUCGUCGUCGAGGCCCCGACCGCGCCAUCUCUAGAAGAGUUUGGGGCUGGAAAUGCCGUUGGAAUCGUUCUCGGUGUUUUCUUUGGCGUGCUCCUCAUUGCUUAUGUCUUCUUCAUUCCUUUCCUCAAGCGCAAGUUGGUCCACAAGGAUGCGCGUCUCCGCAUCUGGCACGUUCCUCUUGGGCCUCUACUUCUGAAGGAAAACCCGCCCCUUUACUUUGCUGGUUCAGCCGAUGGAGAGUACGUUACCAACUACUACGCCGACGCACAUGGCGAGAUUCGUGCCAAAGGCCAGGAGCUUCGAAACCGCAAGGGUGCUGCCGGAGACGACGAGGAGCGACAAGGCGUUGACACGAUCAACAAAAAGCCCGCAGAUAUCGACAGUGCAAGGGUGCCCUCGGACCCAGAGCAGGCUAAGGCUUUGGAGGAGAAGCUGCGUGUCAAUGACGACCCGGCUGGUACUCUUCAACUGUCUCGCAAACGCAAGCUUGAACCAUAUGAACGCUUCAUCAGCCCCGUCAAGGAUCUGUCUUGGGUCAAUCCGCAAAAGUACUGGGGAUACACCAAAUUCAUCCUGCUUCAAGGUGUAACACGAGACGUCAUUACUCACGACAGCGACAAGCUGCGUGCAAUCCACGCUCGCGCCAACCGUUACGAUGUUCGCGUCGAGCACAUGUGGACGUACUGCCAAGUCAUUUCCGCCAUGAUGAUGUCUAUUGCCCACGGCUCCAACGAUGUUGCCAACGCAGUCGGUCCGUGGUCGGCGGUGUACCAGACGUACCGAGAAGGUACAGUUGCGACGACGUCACCAACGCCGAUCUGGAUGCUUGUCGUGGCUGGUCUGCUGCUGGGUUUCGGGUUCUGGUUCUACGGCUACCACAUCAUGCGAGCCAUGGGCAACAAGAUCACACAGAUGAGCCCGACGCGUGGGUUUGCUACAGAGUUGGGUGCAGCCGUCACUGUGCUGCUCGCGUCUCGCCUCGGUCUUCCCGUGUCGACAACGCAGUGCUUGACGGGAGCGCUGAUUGGCACGGCAUUGAUGAACUACGACGUGAGGGCGGUCAACUGGAGGCAGCUGGCGUUCAUCUUCAUGGGGUGGGUGAUCACGCUGCCUGCGGCGGGUCUGAUUGCUGGUCUGUUGUGUGUGAUGGCGCUGAACACGCCGCAUUUUUAG
Molecule: messenger RNA, 1785 nt
Organism: Dothidotthia symphoricarpi CBS 119687
Lineage: Eukaryota; Fungi; Ascomycota; Dothideomycetes; Pleosporales; Dothidotthiaceae
Product: phosphate-repressible phosphate permease-like protein
Exons: 3
Coding region: 1-1785 (594 amino acids)
Biological process (GO): phosphate ion transmembrane transport
Cellular component (GO): membrane
Source: RefSeq, a predicted model, not a curated record